Molecule: messenger RNA, 1150 nt
Organism: Meleagris gallopavo (turkey)
Lineage: Eukaryota; Metazoa; Chordata; Aves; Galliformes; Phasianidae
Source: RefSeq, a predicted model, not a curated record
CCCUGCUCCCUCCCCCACCUCUCCGGAGGGGCAGCGAUGUGUGAUCACGGAGUGGAAACAAAUAUGUCCUUACUUUCAAUGCCCCCUUUGAAAGAGACAAAGUAAACGCUCCUUGCAAAAUGUUCCUGACCUGCGAAGGGACCUUCGGGAUUGUUCCAGCCACCAUGGAUUACAAUGGGGACGCCGGGCCGGGCCAUUUCCACGCCGGCUAUCAAGAAAUCGAAGGGAUAAACUUGGGAUACUUACAGAUCAAUGGCACUCAGAUGUUUGCUCUGGCCCAGGUCCUCAGCGACCUGUUCAAGGAUAUCCCCAGGACCACCAUCAGCAAGAAGAUGGAAACCUUAAAGAUCAAGAGCCGCCGCUGCGAUCUCCACGAGCUCCGCACCCUCAAAGCCAUCAACUCGGUGCCCACCCGCGCCGUGAAGUGCUCGCUCAUCUCCAAAGCGGACCUGGAGGCUCUCUGCACCUCCUGCAAGAGCCUCAGCCCCCGGCGGAGGAAGAGGAAAAGGAAAACCCGGCGGGAGCACUUCGACCGCCUGAUCCGGCAGUCCAAGCUGUGGUGCUACGCCAAAGGGUUCAACGUGGACGGGAAAAGUUUGCGGCACGGAGGGAGGACGGAGCCCUGCAAAGCUGCAGAGCUCAAAUCCCCCGGCUCCAAAAGAGCAGAGAGCCCCGGCACCUUGUCAAACAAAGCUUUGAGAGGCAAUGGCUCGGAAAGGAAUGCCAAGCGCAGACGCCUUGCCAGAGGCGCUGAGGCAGAAAGGCAACAGAGCUCCUCCAAAGGGAGGCCACAAAAGACUCAAAGGAGGAAUGCCAAAAAGGGAAACACUCAUUGCAAACGCCUCGGCAGCGCCGGGCCAACCCCGCCUCGGAAUUCCUUCAGCCUCAUGGGCAACUUCCCGUGUAUUCCCUCCUUGGUCGUGGGGGAAGACGGGGAUCUGUGCCCUGCCUCCUCCCUGGGGGGCAAAAACUCCUGGGCCCUCUCCAAAACCCACCCGCUGUGGAGAUGGCACGUGGGGGGCAACGCCAUCCCGGUGCCCCCCAGCCUCAAAUUCCGGGGCUAUAGCUUGGAGGAUCUCUAAGGACAGCGGACGGCCCCGCACGAAAGGUUGCGCGCAGCAGAUGCGGGAGGGGAGCGGGACCGGGGGGG